Aspergillus versicolor CBS 583.65 is the source of this 1734-nucleotide messenger RNA. Its product is annotated as metalloendopeptidase WSS1. The transcript is spliced from 2 exons. Lineage: Eukaryota; Fungi; Ascomycota; Eurotiomycetes; Eurotiales; Aspergillaceae. The coding region runs from base 276 to 1529 and encodes 417 amino acids. The record is from RefSeq and is a predicted model, not a curated record.
GAGAAAAGCAUCCGCGUUAAUCCACGGACAUAGAGCUUUCUGGGACCUUCCGUCGAGGGGCGUUCAGAGGCUGCUUACUCUUUGCGCGCUCUGGGCGGCAGUCCUUAACGGUUUUAUGGCCACUGUCAGUAUAUUUAUGAACCGAGCGAUGAAUACGAUGGAUAGCUCUCACAAGUGAGGCGCAAAAGUCAUUUCCAAACACCAUUUCCAUUUCUCCUCAGCAUUAAACUCAACGUCUGUUUUGGUAAGCUGAACUGGGCCAUCCGGAUUUCGUUAUGCGGGAGUUAGACCCGCUGGUCAAUGAAUACCAGCAUGACAGGCAUCGGCCGAGGGAGUCAGAGGCCCUUCUGAUUCUCCGAAAGAUCGCUUCUUUGGUGAAGCCGAUCAUGCGCCGACGAUCAUGGCGGGUUGGUACCCUGUGCGAGUUCUAUCCCCAUCAGCAGAAUCUUCUGGGUCUUAAUAUCAACGGCGGUCAAAAGAUCUGUCUGCGCCUUCGAUAUUCGGGGGACCCGAAUCAGUUUCUACCGCUCGACCAGGUCGUAGACACCAUGUUACAUGAGCUAUGUCACAUUGUACACGGACCACAUAAUCAGCAGUUUCAUGCGCUCUGGAACCAAUUACGUGACGAGCAUACAGAGCUUGCCAUCAAAGGAUACACCGGCGAGGGAUUUAUGUCACACGGAAGACGGUUGGGUGGACAAAAAUUGCCCAUUGAUGAAGCUCGUAGACAGGCCCGAGCCGCUGCAGAGCGGAGACGAACUCUCUAUGCCGGAUCGGGACAAAGAGUUGGAGGCACGGGUCCUGCGCGUGGCGCCGACAUGCGAAGAGUCAUAGCUGAUGCUGCGCAACGACGCAUAGAAGUGACCCAGGGCUGCGCCUCCGGAGCAGAUAACUCUACUGAGCUUGCAGAGGAAGCCUCUAGGAAUGGCUUCCGAACCAAAGCCGAGGAAGAUGAUGCAAACGAGCAAGCAAUAAUGCAAGUAUAUAUUGACCUAAUUGAGGAGGAAGAAAGAGAGAAGUACGGGCCCUCGUACAUUCCUCCUAGCCAGGACAACCCAGCCGGUCCUCGAACGACCCUUUCCCCUCCGCCGGUACCUGACCAUACUAAGCCGACCGUGCAGGUUCAGGAUCAGGACGCAAUCGAUCUUACGAUCGAUGAUAGUGCAUUUGCCGAUUCAUGGACAUGUCCAAUGUGCACACUUGUCAAUCCGUCUAAUUUUCUAUGUUGCGAUGCAUGCGCGUCGGAACGUCCUCGCCCCGUCAAUUCUCGAUCUGUUUCUGGUCCGCCUGCCGCGGCAAGGUCUAGGUCUAGUACCCCAGGUACGCAAAAUAAGAACAAAGGACCAAUAAACCGUACAAUUGGACACAGAUCUUUCAAGAACCGAAAGAACGCUGUUGAAUCGCUGUCCAGCAUUGAGAAAAACGCACAGGAACGGCCACUGGGCUGGCUAUGUAAUUCCUGUGGUGCCUUCAUGGAGACGGAGUGGUGGACUUGCUCGGGCUGUGGGAAGAUGAAACAAGCAUCAUGAGCCACAAUAGAAACAUUACUGUUAUGAGAGCGUUGCUAUCCUCUACCUCAUUGUCCUGUAACCCUUGUUUAAUUGUGGCACCCAGUCCACAAUUCAUGACUUACGAGUUAACUUACAUUUAUUGUACUGGAUUUAUCAUACCCCCAUAAUCUUUGAGUUUAUUUUUUAGUUCUAUACUGAUCCUUAAAUCCCAAAUAUAUCGAAG